This is a messenger RNA of Paralichthys olivaceus (Japanese flounder), 1905 nucleotides long. NCBI's taxonomy places the organism in Eukaryota, Metazoa, Chordata, Actinopteri, Pleuronectiformes, Paralichthyidae. The record is from RefSeq and is a predicted model, not a curated record.
CCCAUCGACUAUGACGGCUUCCAGCUCUUCAUGGCCACUUACCUGGAGAACGACAUCCCAGAGGAGCUGUGUCAGCACCUCUUCACCUCCUUCAAGAGCAAGACGGGAGGCUGCUCCCCAGACCCGUCCCGAGCCGGGACCAGCUUACUGGGUAUGAACGGGAAAAGCAUCCUGUCCGCAAUGGGCCGCUACACGCCCGAGCACUCCGGCGUGGUGAGCACAGCCGGCUCUGGAGCCACCACCUCCCCGUGUUCAUCCCGCUCCUCCUCGCAGCGUUCAGGGACGGGGGGCCACACGCCCGGGGGCCCCCACCGAUCGCCCUGCAGCCACGUCAAAWCCUCAGAGGGCAGCAGCAGCAACGUCCUGACCCCCAACGCUGGACCCGCCAGGUCGCCAGUGUCCCCCAAACUAUCACCAGAGAGGAGCCACUCUGAGAAGCAUCUGUCUCUGCGGAGGAGCCCCUCGCCCCAGACAGGCUCGACCCUGCCGUCGCCUCAGGUGGUCUUUCUCAAGGACAUCGUCUGCUACCUGUCCCUGCUGGAGAGGGGGACGCCCGAGGACAAGCUGGAGUUCAUGUUCCGGCUGUACGACACAGACGGCAACGGGCUCCUGGACAGCUCGGAGUUGGAUCGCAUCAUCAAUCAGAUGGUGCACGUGGCAGAAUAUCUGGAGUGGGAUUCUACGGAGCUGCGGCCGAUUCUGAAGGAGAUGAUGGAAGAAAUCGACUACGACCGAGACGGGACAGUGACGCUGGAGGAGUGGAUCAGAGGAGGCCUCACAACCAUCCCUUUACUGGUCCUGCUGGGCAUGGACACGAAUGUGCAGGAGGACGGGCAGCACGUCUGGCGUCUGAAGCACUUCAACAAACCCGCGUACUGUAACUACUGCCACACCAUGCUGCUCGGAGUCCGCAAGCAGGGCCUCUGCUGCUCCUUAUGCAAGUACACGGUGCACGAACGCUGCGUGUCCAAAGACAUCGCCGCCUGCAUCAGCACCUACGCCAAGUCUCGCAGACACACCAACGCUAUGCAGCACGUGUGGAUGGAGGGAAACUCUCCCACAAAGUGCGACCGCUGUCACAGGAGCAUCAAGUGUUACCAGGGCCUGACGGGCCUGCACUGUGUCUGGUGUCAGAUCACUCUCCAUAAUAAGUGUGCGUCUAAUGUGAAGCCCGACUGUGAUGGAGGAGCCCUGAGGGACCACACGCUGCUGCCCUCGUACAUCUGCCCGGUCGUCCUGGAUCGUCACUCUGUGGUGAAGCGUGGCGAGGGGGAGUCCCCGCCCAGCACCAGCCCCGACGACGCCAACCUGACGUUCAAAUUCUCCCCCGGUGACGGACAAGCGCUGCAGGUCACUCCUCUCCCUGGUACUCACCCGCUCCUCGUCCUCGUCAACCCCAAGAGCGGAGGGAGGCAGGGGGAGCGGGUGCUGAGGAAGUUCCGGUACCUGCUGAACCCCCGGCAGGUUUACAGCUUGGAGCGAGAGGGGCCGAUGGUCGGGCUCAACUUUUUCCACGAUGUCCCUGAUUUCCGAGUGCUGGCUUGUGGAGGUGACGGCACCGUGGGCUGGAUCCUCGACUGCAUAGAUAAAGCCAACUUUGCCAGACACCCUCCGGUGGCCAUCCUCCCUCUGGGCACCGGGAACGACCUGGCACGCUGCUUACGUUGGGGAGGAGGUUACGAAGGCGGCAGUUUGCUGAAGUUCCUGCGGGACAUCGAACACAGCACGGAGGUGGUGCUGGACCGCUGGAACAUCGAUAUUGUCCCCGACGACAAGGAGGAGAAGGGAGACCCCGUCCCCUACAGCAUCGUCAACAACUAUUUCUCUAUUGGCGUGGACGCCUCCAUCGCUCAUCGCUUUCAUCUGAUGCGGGAAAAACACCCGGAGAAGUUCAACAGCAGGUAA